Camarhynchus parvulus is the source of this 2955-nucleotide messenger RNA. RefSeq names its product carboxypeptidase X, M14 family member 1 (gene CPXM1). Gene Ontology annotation, biological process: proteolysis. NCBI's taxonomy places the organism in Eukaryota, Metazoa, Chordata, Aves, Passeriformes, Thraupidae. Gene Ontology annotation, molecular function: zinc ion binding; metallocarboxypeptidase activity. The record is from RefSeq and is a predicted model, not a curated record.
AUGCCGGGGUCGCCCCUCGCCCCGCUGCUGCCUGCUGCUGCUGCUGGGCCCCCGCCCCCCCCGCCCGCGCCGCGCCCCCCCAGCCCGGCCGGCCCCGCGGCACCGGGGCGGGCACGGCCAGCGGGACCCCCAGAGCCAGCGGGGGGACCCCAACCAAGGGCACCGCCAGCGGGGUCACCCCAACCAAGGGCACCACGACCGGACCCCCGAAAGCCAGGGGUCACCCCAACCAAGGGCACCGCCAGCGGGGUCACCCCAACCAAGGGCACCACGACCGGACCCCCGAAAGCCAGCGGGGUCACCCCCACCGAGGCCACCGCCAGGGGACCCCACAAAGCCAGCGGGGUCACCCCCACCAAGGGCACCGCCAGGGGACCCCCCAAAGGCAGCGAGACGCCCCCCUGGAAAGGCACCACGGCGGGGCCCCCCAGACCCAGCGGGGUGCCCCCAACCAAGGGCACCGCGGCCGCCCCCUCGAGGAGCAGCACCACGGCGGGACCCCCGAGGGGCAGCACGGCCCCCCCGGAGCGGGACAGCGCGACCCCCGCCAGGCGCGGGGACCCCGCGGGCACGGCCCCGGCGCCCACGGUGAGCAAGGUGGCGGUGAGGAGGAGGAAGGUGCUGAGGAAGAAGGUGGUGAAGAAGAAGGUGCUGAGGAAGAAGCCGGAGGCUCCGGCCGCGCCGCAGGAGCCCCCGUGUCCCCCCCUGGGGCUGGAGUCCCUGCGCGUGCUGGACGAGCAGCUGCGGGCAUCGAGCCACAAGCGGCACGGGCUGGGAGCGCACCGCGGCCGCCUCAACAUCCAGUCAGGGCUCUACGACGGUGACUCCUUUGACGGCGGCUGGUGCGCGGGGCGCGAGGACACGCAGCAGUGGCUGCAGGUGGACGCGCGGCGCCUCACGCGCUUCACCGGCGUGGUCACGCAGGGCCUCAACUCCAUCUGGACGUACGACUGGGUGACGUCCUACAAGGUGCAGGUCAGCAACGACUCGCACACGUGGCUGCCGAGCCGCAACGGCACCGAGGAGGCGGUGUUCCCCGCCAACAAAGACCCCGAGACGCCGGUGCUGAACGUGCUGCCCUCGCCGCUCGUGGGGCGCUUCCUGCGCAUCAACCCGCAGAGCUGGUUCCGCAAUGGCACCGUGUGCCUGCGGGCCGAGGUGCUGGGCUGUGCGCUGCCCGACCCCAGCGCUGCCCACGCCUGGCACCCCCCGGCCCCGCCCGACCCGCAGCUGGAUUUCCGCCACCACAACUACAAGGAGAUGAGAAAGCUGAUGAAGAGGGUGAGCGAGGAGUGCCCCGACAUCACCCGCGUGUACAGCAUCGGGCAGAGCUCCCGCGGGCUGCGCCUCUACGUGAUGGAGAUCUCGGACAAACCCGGGCAGCACGAGGUCGGAGAGCCGGAGUUCCGCUACGUGGCCGGCAUGCACGGGAACGAGGUGCUGGGCCGGGAGCUGCUGCUGAACCUGAUGGAAUUCCUGUGCCGCGAGUUCCGGCGCGGCGAGCCCCGCGUGGUGCAGCUGGUGACGGGCACGCGCAUCCACCUGCUGCCCUCCAUGAACCCCGACGGCUACGAGACCGCCUACAGGCUGGUACGGCUGGCACCCACCGUGCCUAACGCGGUGCCCAUCACGCUGAUCCCGGUGCCCAUCCCGGUGACAACAGUGCCCUGUGCUCAUCCCAGUGCCGGGGUGCCCGAGCUGGCGGGAUGGGCCAUGGCCGCAGUGAUCCCAGUGCCCAUCGCCGUGAACCGUACACAUCACGACCUGAACACGGUGCCCAUCCUGGUGACCCCAACGACCCUGGUGCCCCACGAGUUCCCCAACCACUACAUCCCCAUCCCCGAGUACUACACGGGCUCGACGCUGGGGAGACCGCAAAACAUCCGCGGUCCUAUCAGUGUGCAGACCCCCCAAAACAUCCCCAUCCUGUCAGUUCCAGUGGGCCGUGGGUCACCAGAAGCCACGAGGACGUGGCCACCACCGCCACGAGGCGCGGGUGACAGCGAUGUCACCACGUGGGUGACCCUGGUGGCGCAGGUGACGGUGGUGUCACCACACCGGUGGUUCCGGAGACGCGGUGACAGGAGUGUCACCAUGCAGACAGCCCUGGAGGCAGGGGUGACAAAGGUGUCACCCGCUGGUGACCGCGGUGUCACGGCGCAGGUGGCCCCGGAGACGCGGGCGGUGAUCGCGUGGAUGCAGCGCUACCCGUUCGUGCUGAGCGCCAACCUGCACGGCGGCGAGCUGGUGGUCACCUACCCCUUUGACAUGAGCCGCACCUACUGGAAGGCGCAGGAGCUGACCCCGACCCCCGACGACGGCGUCUUCCGCUGGCUGGCCACCGUCUACGCCACCGCCAACCCCGCCAUGGCCAGCGCCGAGCGCCGCCGCUGCCACUACGACGACUUCACGCGCUACGGCAACAUCAUCAACGGCGCCAACUGGCACACGGUGGCUGGCAGCAUGAACGACUUCAGCUACCUGCACACCAACUGCUUCGAGAUCACCGUGGAGCUCUCCUGCGACAAAUUCCCGCACGCCUCCGAGCUGCCCGCCGAGUGGGAGAACAACCGCGAGUCGCUACUGCUCUUCAUGGAGCAGGUGCACCGGGGGAUCAAGGGCGUGGUCCGGGACAGUGACACCGAGCUGGGCAUCCCCAACGCCAUCAUCUCCGUGGAUGGCAUCAACCACGACGUCCGCACCGCCUCGGACGGGGACUACUGGCGGCUGCUGAACCCGGGCGAGUACGAGGUGACGGCGCGGGCCGAGGGCUACGAGGCGGCCACGCAGCCGUGCCGGGUCUACUUCGAGAACGUUCCCACCCCGUGCAGCUUCCGCCUGGAGCGGGCGCGGGGCCGCCACCGGCCCGGGAGGACCCGGCCGGGCCCGGACCCGGCGCUGCGGCUGCAGCGGCUGCGCCUCCGCCGCCUGCGCGCCCACGGCCGCGGGCAGUGA